UUGAACAAGGCGGGAGAGACGGCCAUUGACGUGGUGUGCUAUGCCGCCCAGAUCGCAGCCCAACUGGGAGCGCACAUCAUCAAGGUCAAAGUGCCGACGGAUCAUAUUUAUCAACCGGAAGCCAAAAAGGUCUAUGAAGCCGAGAACAUUCCGAUCAGUACCCCGGUCGAGCGAAUCCGUCACGUGGUGCAAAGUGCGUUCAACGGGAGACGCAUCGUCAUUUUCUCCGGGGGCGCCAAGGGUACGGACAAGACCAUUUUCGACGAGGUGCGGGCGAUUCGCGAUGGGGGAGGUUUCGGUUCGAUUAUCGGCCGGAAUUCUUUCCAACGCCCGAAACCCGAUGCCGUAACGUUUUUGGACGCCUGCAUGAAAAUUUAUGCAGGGGACGUGGCGUAA
Messenger RNA from Geodia barretti, 396 nucleotides. The record is from the annotation of a GenBank genome assembly. NCBI's taxonomy places the organism in Eukaryota, Metazoa, Porifera, Demospongiae, Tetractinellida, Geodiidae.